Caenorhabditis remanei is the source of this 1041-nucleotide messenger RNA. RefSeq lists its product as uncharacterized. Gene Ontology annotation, cellular component: sperm flagellum; centriole; ciliary basal body. Gene Ontology annotation, biological process: microtubule anchoring. The transcript is spliced from 9 exons. Gene Ontology annotation, molecular function: microtubule binding. NCBI's taxonomy places the organism in Eukaryota, Metazoa, Nematoda, Chromadorea, Rhabditida, Rhabditidae. Bases 1 to 1041 code for a protein of 346 amino acids. The record is from RefSeq and is a predicted model, not a curated record.
AUGUUCAGAGGACAGUUCAAUGGGCAGACCACGAAUAAAGCAGAUUACGAUCAGAAACAGGCCGAACGAAGUGGAAUAAUCCGAGGAGGUACAGAUGCACAAUUAUUCUCCGGUCCUUUCAACGGACAGACUACUAAUAAAGCAGAUUAUGAUCAGAAGCAGGGUGAAAGAUCAGAAAUCUUAAGAGGUCCAACGAAUACCGAAAUGUUUUCUGGACCGUUCAAUGGAACUACAACGAACAAAAGUGACUAUGAUAGAAAACAAGCUGAUCGCCAACGACCACGGGCACCCACAGACGGUCGAUUGUCAGCUGGUCCAUUUUAUGAUACAACUACGAAUAGAGCAGAUUUUGAUAGAAAACAGGCUGGACGUCCGAUGCCCUUCAGAGCAGCCGAUGAUUCUCAACUGACGUCUUCAAGUCCAUUUCUAGUUUUAUCCACCAAUCGAGCAGACUACGUGAGAAAACAGGGUGAUCGUGCUCUCCCAAUUAGAAACACAAAUGAUUCAUCCACUCUCUCAAUUGCCGCCCCAUUCGAUGGCGAAUCAACGAAUCAUGCAGAUUUCCAACGAAGGCAAGGCGAAAAAUCCAAAAUGACACGUCCCCAUUCCUCCUCCAAUUUAUUGUCGUCUGGUGCCUCGAAAUUCGACGCAACGACCACGACACGCGCCGAUUUUAUUCAGAAACCGCACGUCAGAGUGAUAAACGUAAAACCACGAGAUGAUUCCUUCUCUGGACACGUCUCUCGAUUCGAUGCGGACACCACUUAUCAUGAUGGCUUCCAGGAGAAAAGCGCCGAGAAGCUUCCAUUACAACGAACGAAAGAUGAACUGACUGUUGGAAAUGGAAAAUUCUACGGAGAGACCACACAGCACAGUGAUUUCAUUGAGAAACAUGUUGAUAUCUGUCCAGCUGAAAAAGUUUUAACGAGACGAGACCGAUCAUUCGAAUUCAAGAGAACUGCAAAUGGACAUCGAUUCUACGAGCAACGUGUCACUCAUGGAACUAUCCAACCCAAUCGUCUUGUCCCAGUCGAGGCUUAA